CAGCCAUGUGGGUGUUCGGCUACGGCUCCCUUAUCUGGAAGGUGGAUUUCCCCUACGAGGAGAAGAUGGUGGGGCGCAUCCUGGGCUACAGCCGCCGCUUCUGGCAGGGCAGCACCGACCACCGCGGCGUGCCGGGCAAGCCUGGAAGAGUUGUGACUCUGGUUGAAGAUCCUGAGGGGUGUGUAUGGGGUGUUGCUUACAGAUUGCCAGCUGGACAAGAAUGUGAAGUAAAGGCAUACCUGGACUUCAGAGAGAAAGGAGGCUACAGGACUACAACUGUCAUUUUCUAUCCAAAAGACUCAUCAGUAAAACCGUUUGAUGUAUUGUUAUACAUUGGAACUUGUGACAACCCUAACUACCUUGGUCCAGCACCUCUAGAAGAAAUUGCUGAACAGAUUUUUAAUGCAGUUGGUCCUAGUGGAAGAAACACAGAAUACCUGUUUGAACUUGCUAAUUCUAUCAGAAAUCUCGUACCAGAAGAUGUAGAUGAGCAUCUCUUCUCCUUAGAGAAACUAGUAAAGGAACUCUUGGAAAAGCAUCAAAACCUAAAUUGUCUAUAAAAUAACUUCUUGCUUUUAACGAUCUUGCUUCAUCUUCAGAGGAAUGGUUUCGUUGCACAAUGGGUAUAUGACUUGGAGGCAUGUUUCUCUGUACUAUGCUAUCUUAUUUAUUUUAAUAUCGCAUUCAAAAUAGUAGUUGGUCAUUAAAACAUACUGUUAGAAAAAUCAUUCUUCCAGGAGUCUAUAGAAAAGGGAGCAGGGGAAGUGUUUUAGGUUUGAAUUUGGUAUAUUGGGGUUUUAUCCAAAGACUACUACUUUAUGAAAAUCUCAAGAGAACCACUUAAGCUUCUCUUUGUUUGAAGAUGUAUUUUUUUUAUUAUUUCAGGUUUAAAAUAAAUCUUUAGGCUAUUUUUAUGAUCUAAAUCUGCAUUCAGAUACAACUCCCAUUGAUUUAAGUGAUAGUUCUUUCUGAUUCAAGACCACAGGCAUGGAGCUCAGUGCAGCUAAAGAGAUAAAUAUUAAGUAGUUGUUGUAAAUUCCAUAGUAAAUGCAUAGUAGAACAUUUAUAUCAUCAAUGUUCAACUUCACUGAAAGUUACUCCACUGAGUUAGACAUCUUACCCUUUAUAUAUUAGUUUGUCCUUAAACACAGAGGAUAAACUCUGUCAUUGUCAAGGAAUUAAAUCUUUCCCUUGGCUCAUUAUGUCAAGCCCCUGAAAACCAAAGCACAGGGUACUUUGACACAAACAAGCCAUAACAUAUCAGUGCCUCAUUUUAUUUUUUAAGAUUAAUAUAAAGAUUAAAGCCAAAAUGUUAAAAUUAACUAAGAGUAUGACUUGCAGUCACAAUGCAGCAAGAAUGUUCAGAAACUCUCAUCUUUGUUAUUUGCCUUUAGAUGCUGUUGUAACCCCAUCUCUUAAAAAAUUCACCAAUCUCUGAGGAUAGAUUUUAAGCCAGUAACUUUCAACCACUAUUUCAGGGAUUCACAGACAAAGGGUAAUUAAGAAAGGAACCCUCUUUGUCUGUACAACACUUACGUGUGUUGUACAGACAGCCAAACAAAGAGGGUUGGAAAGCCACCAGUUUAAGGCUAGUAGGCUUACUUUAUGCAAAACAUAAGCAAAUGGAGUUUCCGUCCCAACAAGGACUUGUC
Molecule: messenger RNA, 1652 nt
Organism: Gavia stellata (red-throated loon)
Lineage: Eukaryota; Metazoa; Chordata; Aves; Gaviiformes; Gaviidae
Gene: CHAC2
Product: ChaC glutathione specific gamma-glutamylcyclotransferase 2
Exons: 3
Coding region: 6-560 (184 amino acids)
Biological process (GO): glutathione catabolic process
Cellular component (GO): cytoplasm
Molecular function (GO): gamma-glutamylcyclotransferase activity; glutathione specific gamma-glutamylcyclotransferase activity
Source: RefSeq, a predicted model, not a curated record